GCCUCCUUAGAAGCGAACCGGUUUCACUUUCGGAUUCCCGGAAAGCAGCGCGCCUCUUGGAAGAAGGCACCCGGUGGAGGGGCUUCCCAGGGAGGGACUUCCCGGCCGCGCAGCUGAGGAAUCUGUCAAUCCUUCGGACCUCUACACCCUCCUCAACUUUGCCUCCCUAUUCCUCUGGAUCUCAUUCUUAUUCCGGCUCGAUUUCGUCCCAACCAACUAAACCCAGGCGCCGCUUCUUUUAACUGGUUUGUGAAAGAAGGAAGGCGCGACUGCGGGAAGCGGCCGGCAGAGGGCGCGCGUUCGUUCUCUAGUGCGCGCGUCUUAGCCAAUCAGAAGCGCCUAUUUCUAGAGGCAGGCUGUCAAAGGAACUCUUAUGAGAAGAGCAGCAGGGCUUCAUUCUCUCCUUGAACCUGUCUGAUUAAGGAAGACAGGAAACAAGGAAAGUAAGGAGCAAGGAAGGAAAGCAAGAAGUAAGGAAGGAAAGCAAGCAAGAAGGAAAGAAGGAAGGCAGCGAAGAAGGAAAGUAAGGAGCAAGGAGGGAAAGCAAGAAAGAAAGAAGGAAAGCAAGAAGGAAAGAAGGAAGGCAGAGAAGAAGGAAAGAAAGAAAGGAAGGAAGGAAGGAAAGCAAGAAGAAAGGAAGGAAGGAAAGCAAGCAAGAAGGAAAGAAGGAAGGAAGGCAGGGAAGAAGGAAAGUAAGAAGGAAGGAAAGCAGGAAAGAAGGAAAGCAAGCAAGAAGGAAAGAAGGAAGGAAGGCAGGGAAGAAGGAAAGUAAGAAGCAAGGAAGGAAAGCAAGAAGAAAGGAAAGAAGGCAGGAAAGAAGGAAAGUAAGAAGGAAGGAAAGCAGGAAAGAAGGAAAGCAAGCAAGAAGGAAAGAAGGAAGGCAGGGAAGAAAGAAAGUAAGAAGCAAGGAAGGAAAGCAAGGAGCAAAGACAGAAAGCAAGAAGGAAGGAAGAGGACUUCUUGCCUCCCUCCAGCCCUUCUCCCUGAUGUCCCCCCUGCUGCGCCCCUUGCUGCUGCUCCUGCUGGUGGACGUGGGCUCCCUGGGCCUGUCCCAGCGGUGGCCCUUGCCCUCCCUGUGGGGCCCACUGCCCUCCUUGUGGGUCCUGGCUCUUCUGCGGGGUCUGGGGCUGACCCUGGGGGUGCUGUUCCUCCGGCCAGGUCUGCCUCUCGGCCUGACCUCCACCCUGCUGCCCUCGGCCGCCCUCCUGGCCCUGCUGCCCCCCUGCUGUGCCACCCUGCAGUCCUUCUCCUUCCCCGCAGGAGGAGCCCCAUGGCUGGCCCUCUCCUGGGGCAGAGUGGACACCCUGGCCCUGCACUAUGUGGCCGUGGUGGCCGUGGCCCUCCUCUGGCACCACCUGAAAGGACCCCCACAGAAUGGAGGGGACCAGGAAAAGGAGGAAGGGGCCUCCUCGGCCUCCUUGGGGCGUCUGGUGAGCAGCAUGAGGCCAGAGGCACUGCGGUUCCUGGCCAUCGCUGGGCUCCUGGUGGCCUCCUCCCUGGGGGAGAUGGCCAUCCCAUAUUACACGGGAAGAGUGACUGACUGGAUCGUGACCGAGGCCAGGACUCCUGCCUUCCAGAAGGCCCUCUGGAUGAUGACAGUCUUCACGGUGGGCAGUGCCGUGACAGAGUUUGUCUGUGACCUCCUCUACAACACUACCAUGAACCGCUUCCACACCCGACUCCAGAGCACUGUUUUCGCCUCCAUCCUGCGCCAGGAGAUAGGCUUCUUCCGGGCCAGUCGGACAGGAGACAUCACUUCCCGAGUGACAUCUGACACGGAUGCCAUGAGUGAGGCCCUGAACGAGGACUUGAGUCUAUUGAUGUGGUACCUGAUGCGGGGGGUCUUCCUCUACGGCAUGAUGCUCUGGCUCUCGGUGCCCUUGGCUCUCUUGGCCACUGUGGCCUUGCCUUUCAUCUUCCUGCUGCCAAAGCUGACGGGGAAAUUUCACCAGCGCUUGGCUCGGGAGGUCCAGGAGUCUCUGGCAAAAGCCAACGAGGUGGCUGUGGAGAACUUCGAGGGUAUCUUGACUGUCCGCAGCUUUGCGAACGAGGAUGGCGCAGCUCGAAGCUAUGAGGAGAAGCUUCAGGAGACCUACAAGCUCAGCAAGAAGGAGGCUGGGGCCUAUGCGGUCAACAUGUGGACCAGCAACCUUUUGGAACUGGCCCUCAAAGCUGGCAUCCUGUAUUAUGGUGGCCAGCUUGUCACACUGGGGCGAGUGACCAGUGGCAAACUUGUCACCUUUCUUCUGUAUCAGAUGGAGUUCUCCUCAGCAGUGCAGGUCCUUCUCUAUUGUUACCCCAGGGUCCAAAAGGCAAUUGGCUCCUCGGAGAAGGUUUUCGAAUACAUCGACCGGGUGCCCAAGAUCAGCCCCUCCGGCACCUUGGCCCCCAAAGAUUUGCAGGGACACAUGGUGCUGAAGGAAGUGUCUUUCUCCUAUUCUGACCGGGACAAUUCCCUUGUCUUGAAGGGGGUGUCCCUGGAGCUGCAUCCUGGGACGGUGACCGCCUUGGUGGGUCCUUCAGGGUCUGGGAAGAGCACCAUUGUGGCCCUCUUGGAACGGUUCUAUGAGCCCCAGAAAGGUCAAGUGUUGCUGGAUGGCAGAAACCUGAGGGAAUACGAGCACCAUUUCCUGCAUCGAAAGGUAGCCCUGGUGAGUCAGAGCCCGAUGCUUUUUGCUAGAUCAUUACAUGGGAACAUUGCUUAUGGCUUGCGGGAGAAGAGCCAGGAGGAAGUGGCACAGGUAGCCCGGCGAGUGGGAGCCCACCGGUUUGUUGCCCGACUGAGCCACGGCUACGAAACAGAUGCUGGACAAACAGGAGGCCAGAUCUCUGGGGGGCAGAGGCAGGGGGUCGCUCUUGCUCGAGCCUUGAUCCGAGACCCCAGAGUGCUGAUCCUGGAUGAUGCCACCAGUGCUCUGGACACGGAAAGCCAGCGGGAGGUGGAGAGGGAGAUCUACGAAGGGGAGGCUCGUGGUAGGCGCUCCGUGCUGCUCAUCUCUCACCGGCUGCACAGCGUGGAACGUGCGGAUCUCAUCCUGGUCCUGGAGGAGGGGCAGAUCCGGGAGAAGGGGACCCACCAGGAACUCAUGGAGAGGAAGGGGGCCUAUUGGCAGCUAGUGCAGAGGCAGCAGAAUGGGGCCGAAGGGGGAGGAAACAACGGCUCCCACCAAGUGGGCAAUGGGCCUCUCUGAGGGUAGAAAUAACAGCUAGGCAUCUUGGCCCAGGCUCCAGAAUCUCACCUCUUGAAGGUGAGUUAGAUGUUGUAUCUCUACUUCCAGAAUUCCCAUCAGAACGGGACCUUACUGGUUAGUGGAUUCUGGGAGGUGCAGGUUUUAUUUUUAAAACGUUGAAGCUGCAGAGAUGGUACUCGUACUUGAGUAAGAUUUACCUACCAGUCCGGCUGUCUCCUGCAGGUAGAUUUUUUGUAGUGGGGUCCUGGUCUUUGACUGCAGGAUGCCUCCCACUUACAUGGCACUUAGGCCCCAUACAUUUGCCAGUCCAUCUCCACACACUGUGUGCCUGUUUUUCAUAUUAUUAGAAGACUGUUUUAUUAACUCAGGCUUUUUGGUUUAUGUUUUUAUGAUGCACAAAUCCUUAAGACUGAAUUAUUUGAAGUUCCGCACAUUGCUUUGAAUUGUUGAAUCCCUUAAAAAGUAGCAUAGCCCGGGCUGUGGCACAGGCUGGUCAGCAGCCAGCUGCAACAAAUCACUAUGACCAAGAGGUCAUGAGUUCGAGGCCAGCUCGGAGCCUGCGUUUGUCGCUGUCUUUGUUCUAUGUUAAGGCAUUGAAUUUUUGCCUUAUAUGUGUAAUGUGAUCCGCCUUGAAUCCCCUUCGGGGUGAGAAGGGCGGAAUAUAAAUAUUGUAAAUAAAUAAAUAAAUAUCAUAGGAGUCUUUUUUGAGUGUACCUAAACACUGCCAGCAGUAACUCCUGUGUUUUGUGAAAAUACUGGGAGCAAACCAAAGAUCCAAUACCCAGAACAAGGAUGGCUAUCUUGAUCCACAAGAAUAAAAACAAAAUCCAUGGUGGAAAGGACCUUUAUUAAAAGAAGCAUUAAGAAAAGAGGACAACAUGGAUAGUCGGAUGGACACAACCAAGGAAACCUGUUUUGAGUUUGCAAAGACUUGGCAGGGCUGUUGAAGAUGUGUUGUUUGGGGAGUCUCUUAUUGGUUGGGUUGCAAUAGGGUUGAAGCUAAUUGAACUGUAAAUAAUAAUAAAAUAAUAUUUUUUAAAAAAACGUCUAAAAUGAAAAACAAUAAAAUAAAAAUUAUGCAUG
Anolis carolinensis (green anole) is the source of this 4274-nucleotide messenger RNA. RefSeq names its product antigen peptide transporter 1. Gene Ontology annotation, biological process: oligopeptide export from mitochondrion. Gene Ontology annotation, cellular component: mitochondrial inner membrane. Lineage: Eukaryota; Metazoa; Chordata; Lepidosauria; Squamata; Anolidae. Bases 987 to 3191 code for a protein of 734 amino acids. The record is from RefSeq and is a predicted model, not a curated record. Gene Ontology annotation, molecular function: ATP hydrolysis activity; ABC-type oligopeptide transporter activity; ATP binding. The transcript has 11 exons.